AUGGAAGCGGUAGUGGUGGACGCCGGAUCGAAGCUCCUCAAGGCCGGGUUUGCCAUUCCUGAUCAAGACCCCGCCCUGGUGUGUACGAUUUAGGGAUUCUCGUGGUUUAAGAUCGGCAUAUUUCAUUUAUGCUUGGUUUCAUUGAUCUGGUUCGCGAAUUGCUCGGCAUUUUUGUCGACAGUAAGAGUUCUUUUAAUGUUGUGUGUUUUUUUUUCUUCCAUUUUUGUGGUCAUUGAAGAUACUCCCGACGAAGAUGAAAAGAGUUCCGGAGGAUGGGGACAUGGUGGACAGCACUAUGUUUGAGGAAGCCAACAUCGAUCCAGUGACGAGGGGUUUCAUCAGGGAUUGGGAAGCCAUGGAAGACUUGCUUCAUCACGUUCUGUACGCUGGCCUGGGGUGGGAGGAAGGGAACGAAGGACAGAUACUGUUCACCGAACCGCUCUGCACCCCCAAGGUCAAGUGCAGACAGCCUUGCGGCGUCUUCCCCCAUCGUCAAACUGCGAAACUUAUUUUUCUCUUCUACUGUUGCUACGCUAACUAUUGCCUGUGGAAGAUAUAUGAGGCUAACAUUUUAUCUUGCUUCUCUUUUGUUUUUAGACUGAUAAUCAUUUCUCUUAGUUACUCAAAGCUUCACCGGUAGCAUGACAUAAACACUAUGGAAUUCCAGUGCCCACGUUUUUCUUUUUUACAUGCGACAGAUUUCUCUGCUUCCGUAAUCUAUUUAACUCCUCCGACAAUGCUCCCCUUAAAUGACGAAUAAACUGGGUUAAGAUGGAUCAUAAUACCAGCUGCAGUUCUUUCUAUCUCUCUAUUCUUUUAUCAUUGGUUCCUUUUUUUGAAAUGUAUAAUAGCACGUACCAUUGAUAAGCAAACAAAUUCUUGAAGAAUAUGGAACAAGGUCUGCUGCUUACCCAAAUAUUGAUAAGGGAAGAAAAAGCAUUAUGUGUACAAUUAAAUCAUCGUUGAAGCAGAGCCCUCAGCUUGUUAUGAAUCAUGUGACAAACAUUCAGAAUCUAGCAAUUUUUUGCACUUAAACGCCCGAUUUUUUCAGAAAUUAUUUUAUGCGAAUAGUCCGGUUCUACUUGGUAUCAUCAUUUCUCGUUUAUAUCUUUCAAAUUCAAUUUAGUAUCAACACGAGGCAAUCAAAAAAUAUUUUCUAAGUAGUUCGCUUAGGGCUUGGGUUCCCUCAGCUUUUAUUAGUAUAUCGUAUAUUUGAUGAUGCUCGGCCAUGUCCUUAGGUUAGAAUCGGCAUAGUACCCUGUGCCUUAAGGGGAGUUUUCCAGAGUAUCAUCACAACAUAGGUUGCAGAGUAGUUUUAUUCUAGCUGUAUUUGACCCUUGACUCUUCCGCAAGAGGCAAUUUUGGUUUACUUAGGUGUUCUACACUAAUAUUAUGAAUGUGUCAAGUCAUUCAUCCUGGUAUUGUAUUUCUAUCUGCUGUUUCCGCAUGUGUGUUCUAUUUCUGUAAAUGCACAUAUCGUUUGAGUACCCUUGGCUCCUGAAAAAAGUUUCUGUAGUGGAAUUGACACUUUUUUCUCUGUCCAGGUUUAUAUCCUCCAACCAUAUGGUGCUUCAGUGCUUGCUUCCAUCAUGUUUUGACAGACUGCAAUUGUUGACGGCAUAAAUAGCCAAGUUCAUAUUAACUUAUAAUUUCUUACUAUAGAGAGAGUCAAUCUCAUUUGUGCAAUAUAAUUAUAUAGUGAUUUAUUGACAUUAUUUUUUUCUUUAAAUGCAGGCUCUAAGGGAACAAUUAGUGCAGUUGAUGUUUGAAAAUUUUAAUGUAUCAGGUUUCUACGCAUCAGAACAAGCAGUACUAUCACUUUAUGCAGUGGGGCGCAUAUCAGGGUGUACUGUUGACAUUGGACACGGGAAAAUAGGUAUGACGAUUUCACGUGAUAGUUUAUGUGCAAUUAUAAACUUAUCAUGUUGAUCUGAUAUUGAUGAAAUUGAUUUUCAGUGGUGGGAAAAGUAUGAUAUUUGAUAUUGUAUAAUAACGCUAUUCACUUUGAAAUCCGGUGACAGAGUCACAAUCUCUCCGUCUAGGUAACUCUACAUGAUGAAUAAAAUCAGUUUGUUAAAAAAAAUCGAGAACUCAAUUAAAUACUUAUUUCUUGGGCAUCCUGCCGAGCUGUAGUUAUAUUUUUAUAUUAAAAUGAAAGAUUUAAUUGGUCUUUUGAGGGCAACGUCUACCUUUCUCCUUGGUGGUUCCCUACCUGAUGAAAACUAUGUAAAGAUCGGUCCUUUUGACUGUUGACCUCGUAGAUAUUUUUAUUGCACAUGAAUUUUAUAAUUUUUGCAUGAGUUAUAGAUUUCAGAGGCAUUCAUCAUUGUAACAUUAGGCAUUAGGGUCUUUAUUAUUUUUUUAUGUCCGUGUAAUUCGAUAUUUUAUGAUCAGCUCCCUUUCAGAUUCAUUGGUGAGUCGGGUUAAAAAAUAUGUUGAUGAGAAAAUUUAUAGUUUACAGCACAUUCUGUCCAUACGUUGGCUGAUUUGCUUCAUCUUCCUUUCUUUACUUUCACAUUUUUUAUAUCAUAAAUUAAACAUCUAGAGCUUACAGCAUAUUCUAUCCUUCAUAUAUAUAUAUGUGUGUGUGUGUGUGUGUGUGUGUGCUUUUUAAUAUCAAUUUCUUUUACAUUUUGUCACUUCCCUGUCUCCCACGCUUCCUACCAUUAGCGCUAAUACAAAAACCGUGGGUGAUCAAAUCAACAAGCAACUCACCUCCUCUCCUGAAAACUAGUCUUCAUUGGAUCUCAGCAUCCGGCACACUUACUCCUGUUUGCAGGUGGAAUCAGACUUACCAGCUUCUUUGGAUUUCUCGAACUUAAUUUCUUAUAUUAGCUUAAACUCUCAAUUGCGUUCAUUUGACGUUUUUUUUUUUCUUACAUUUAUUGUUUACCUUUAGAUCCCUCUUGAGACAUUUAAGUAUAUUUUACAUCUGCUGUGAAUUGAGGAGCACAAAUACUAAUAGCUUACAUCACCCGUACACAACCAGAUAUCGCACCCGUCCUCGAAGGUGCUGUUCAACACAUAGCCUCAAAAAGAUUUGAGAUUGGAGGUAUUGAUUUGACGAAGUUACUUGCUCAGGAACUCCACAAGUCCAACCCACUGGUUAAGAUCGACAUCUCCGAGGUUGAGAAAUUGAAAGAACAGUACGCCAUAUGUGCAGAAGAUUCAGUUGCUUAUGAAGAAGCACAGAAAUCUUCUCAGGCGGAGAGGCACACUCUUCCCGACGGUCAGGUCUGUGGCUACUCCCCGACGUGACCCUCUGUUAAUUUAGUUGGUUCUCUCUCCUGUGGAGGGCUUGACUCUGACGCAUGAAAGCUUUAGUCUGGAUUCCAUGGCAGUGUUGACCUCUUCUUCUGAUUAGCUUCUCUGCUGUUUUGUGGCCACUGAGAUUUGCCUCAGAUGCAUUUUGAAAAAUGUUUCUAUGGUUUUAAGUCGUACUUUGUAGCACAUCCCCCGUCCAUAUUACUACUAUUUAUGGGUGUUCCCCCCUCUCUGGUAAUAUUUUUCGCAUCCUGAAUUUUUGGUCAGGUUGAUUACUGGUGACAAUGAAGAAGAGGCCCUGCUUCUAGCAUGUUCGGUGCAGGGAACUUCUCACCUGACACCACCAGAGUUUUGGGUAAUUAAAUUAAAAAUAUCAACGAAUAAAAACUUCCUUUAAGUGGAAUUACUCAGCAUUACCAAUUACUAAUAGGCACUUGCAUAUAACUAGGAAGUUACCCAGAUGUUGUAGCCAUGAUAUUGUUCAUCUUAGUUUUUUUUUUUUUUUUUUUUUUAAAUGGAUGAUACCUGGCCGUUCAAUCUUCAUUCUUAGAUACUCAAACUGUGGGAAAAAUCUGUCUUCAUGUGCGAUUAUUAUCGAAGAACUAGUGUUUUCUUUGUUUCAAUUCUCCAUAGUUUCUAUCUGUUUGCACAUCAAUCAUCAGAUGGAUGAUACCCUGGGACCUAUGCACUUUUCAAGCUCACUCAAGAACAGAUCCCCACUUGGUCAGGCAUAACUUUGCGUGUCUUUCUCAUAUAAAUCGCCUUUUUUUGCAUGAAUCACGCGAGACAUUAAUCGAUUCAUUGAAAUAAUUCUCCGUAGAACAUGUAUACUUGUGUCUGAGCUUCAUUAUUUCACACAAACCGCGUAGUAUGUCAAUCAAUUUCGUUCCAAUAACUUUUAAUAGAACAUAAAUACUCGCAUUUUUUUCCUUUUUUUAGAAACUAAUGCUCGAUUCCAAGCAUCGUCUCAGGUGAUAACCAUCCAAAGAGAACGAUCCCUCAUUGGGGAAGCAUUAUUUAGACCUUCUAUUCUUGGUCUAGAAGAAUAUGGAGUCGUUGAGCAGAUGGUCUGCAGCAUCUCUACCGUCUCAUCUGAGAACCACCGGCAGCUCCUGGAGAACAUUGUGCUCUGCGGUGGCACCGCAUCCAUGACUGGUCUCUGUUCUCUUGAGCCCACAUGAUUUUCUUCUAUUUUUUACUCUUUCAAUUUUUAUUUUUAAUUUUAUUUUCUUGGGAGCCAGGGUCAGUGCUGCGUCAUCCAUCUGGGGUUGACUUGGGCUGUAUGACCGCAUGGUUUACCAUUUUUGGCCGAUGGGUUUGACCAGUUUGACCUCCCGCAUCGACUGAAUGCAGGCUUUGAAGAACGCUUCCAGAGAGAAGCCGUCCUCUGUUCGUCGUCGAUCCGUCCUUGCCUCGUGAAGGUAAUUUUUUCUGUGGAAAGAUUGAGAAUUUCUCUGAUUCGAUGAUCCAUCCGAGUAGUGAUCUUUUGUAAUAUCUCACCAAGAUCUUGCGUGGUUGACCAAUGGAUGGGAUCCUGCGCAGCCUCCGGAGUACAUGCCGGAGAACCUCUCGAGGAACUCGGCAUGGAUGGGGGGCGCCAUACUGGCGAAGGUCGUCUUCCCCCAAAACCAGCACAUCACCAAGGGGGAGUACGACGAGACCGGCCCCGCCAUCGUUCACCGGAAAUGUUUCUGA
Spirodela intermedia is the source of this 4959-nucleotide messenger RNA. NCBI's taxonomy places the organism in Eukaryota, Viridiplantae, Streptophyta, Magnoliopsida, Alismatales, Araceae. The record is from the annotation of a GenBank genome assembly.